AUGAGGGCACUGAUAUUUUCGUCAUGCAUCAUCCUGAUCAUCGCCAAUUCCUUGGCAGGUAUGUGUAUUCACGAAUUUUAAAGAAUAUACCGAUUUAUUUUCCUUUUAAACGAUUCUAAAUCUAAACUUUAUAAUGAUCAUCACAAAAAAACUCAAAACGUGUAAAAAUGAGUAAGGUUUUUAGGGUUACACCGAAUGUAUUAUUUAAAAUUUGCCCCAAUUUCUUUAGUGAGCCUCUAUUUGAGUUGAUAACAGUCAAAUUUUUCAGUUACAUACAAAAAAAACUAUGAUACAAACGUGAAGAGCUUAGUAUUGCUCAGAGAGCUCAUCCACUAAUUACAGUCAAGAGAGUUAUAAACAUAGAAUACUUGAAAAAAAUAACAAAAAAACAAUUGGAAUAAAUAUUUGGUAGUUGGUAGUAAAGCUUAAAGAAAAAAAUAUUAAAAGCAUGACUCGAGACACUUUUCUUACAUUUACUGUUGCAAUCAAAGCUCCUACCCUAAAAGACUUCUGGGACUCACCUCAGCUGGGUAAAGGAGGGAUCAGUUAUUUGUCUGUCAUAGAAAUUUUGAGACUCAAGAAUAAAAAAAUAUACUAAGAUGUUUUCAAUGUCGUUUAUUUUUGCGGUACGGCUGCGGAGAGGGAAGAGAGGUUUGCAUCUUACGUAUCACGUACCGAUCUAUUAGUUUGAUUAUGUUCUUAGGUACAUAACAAUAGUUGACUAGUUACAAAUUCAUCAUUCAUUCAGUUUAUAAUUUCUUAGAAUGAUAGAGGCAAGCCUUAGGCUAUUGCAUAACAACAAUCUCGAAUAGAGUUGAAAUUUCUUUCCGCAGAGGCUGCUGUUGCACCAAUACCGCAGAAGGAACUAACGCCUAAUGACGUUGAAGGUUACUAUGCCACGCCCUACAGGAAAUGAAAAAUUUCUCACUAACCACGAUUCGAUUUGAAACAGAAUUGAAACAAUUUAUAGCUUUCCUACAAUGUGUAUGAUUCAUGCAAUUUAGAUGCAUAGUGUAAAUGACACACCUGUUGUUUUCUACUCAUUGAGCGAAUAUCAAAAUCAUAUUAUUAGCAGGAUUGCAAUUCUUGUCAUACAACUCGUAAACUGCGUUUAGCUGUCUAGAAUAUGACAGUCUCGUUCUGAAUGUUUCCUCAUGUUUUUUAGAUCCAAACAUGCAAUUUUUUGGAAAAGGAUCGUUUGAUGGAGGAAAUGGCUUGCGUAAGAAAUUACUUUAAAUCAUUUUUGUAUUCAAACUAUUGGUGUAGUCGUUGUUUUUGUUCUGAGAUCAAAUAACUCCAAUUUUAAAAAUUUCUCUUCUUUUUUCGCAGGUGGGCCAAGAAAAGGAAGAAGAAGUACGUUGUUUUUGUAAAAAAAAUAGAGAUAAAUAGAUUGAUUGAAUAAACGAAGAGCGAUGGUAAACAGCGCGAGAGUAGAGGAGGAGUGAGAAAACGAGAGAGGUAUAGGUCGGGUUGCAAAUUGUUCUUUACGUGACCCGACCCAAACUCCCCUCGUUUUUGCCCUGCCGUAGCCAUCCCGCCGUGUUACUAACUGAACAUCUGAAAAAGGCUAUAAAAAAUUCGAAUCUUCUAGCCCCUGAAAAAGUUCACUGCUUUUUUCAUGUAUUCACUCGAUGGAUAGAAAAUAAUAAAAAUUAAUAAUAUUCUUUUGACAGAUAUCGACGUCAUACCACAGAGUGAACUGAAGUCUCGCGACGUAACAGGUGGCUUUUAAAAUACACUUUGUAUAAGAAGCAUGAAGGUUUUGGUACAAUCAUUUAAGUUAAAAGUUCUGUUACCUUUUUUUUGUCCAAAUUUUCCAACUUCCUUACUCUGUUUACUUUGAUGUCUCAUAGUUUGACCAACCAAGGCAAAAUAAUUCCCGAACCAAUCGCAAAUAACUAUAUUGUGCUGUCAUCAACAAAGUCAUCUUCCUUAAAAUUGAGGUGUUUGGAAAUGAAUGAGAAGACUGACUUGAACAAACAAAAAGCGUUCAGAUCAAGUGCACAGCUAUUAUUUUCACGGUGAAUUUGUCACGAUUUGUGAAAAACGUGGUAAAUAGCAUUGUUCCCUUUUUCGACGUUUUUUACCUACUAUCACCUGCUAAAAAUGAAGCUUUGGAUGUGGAUCGUCAAGUUUCGACUCAGGCUGCUAACUUAGGGACCACUCAUUUUUUAUCGCCGAGGAUCACAUGUUUUAUGGUUUUCAAAGGAAACAGAGGAGGGAUCAUUCGUCGCCAACAGAGUUUAAGGGGAGAAGGGGGUAAGGAGGGAGGGGAGGGGCGGGUUCAUAAUUUUAUUGUAGAGCCUUAUGGGCGAUCAAAAUUUUAUCGUAUGUCCCCCCCCCAUUAACUGAGCGUUCCUUAAUCUUCCUCAGGCAAUCAGUGCGAAUAAGACAGGCAGUUUGCCAUUAAACCAUCUCGAUUUGGCAUCCAAAAAUGACUGCAUUGGGAAAUAAAUGCUAUUUCCUCAUUAACGAGUAUCUUCGUUACGAUUAAUAACCCAACGUUUUUAUAAUGAUCUCCUAUUUUUGAUCAAAGAUCCAGUCGCGCAGAAAUACAGAACAAGAGAGCUGCCUGGUGGUGGAACUGGGAGUUAGUAGUAGUAUUGUUUCAUAUUUUUGAAAAGUUCUGUCUUUUAAUUUAAAACUUUGCUUUUAUGUUGUUUUCAAUUUCCUUUUUGCAUUUGCAUGUAUAAUUAACAUCUUUCCAUUUUGUUUCACUGUCACAGGAGGGCCGAGAAAAGGUGAGAGACGUGCUUACAAAUCAUAUUUAUCGUCCAAAAUCGUGAUAAAUAUAUAACUGAUUAACGGCCUCGCUGAGUUACUCCUCAUUUCUGCCAGAAAAAUUCGACCGUUUUUUCGAAUGUUUACACGAAAAUCGCGAACUUGUCUCGUGGGGCGAGACAACUCGUUUGAGCGAGCAAGUCGGCAGGGUAAGUCGGCAGGGUAAUCUUGACAAGCGGGACGAAUUUUCUCAAAUGACUACUUUUUCUCCCUAACCCGAGAUGUGAUUAUUAUUUCAAUAGAAAUAAAUGAAUGGAGGAUAGGUAAAUGAAACGAUCUAAAAAUUAUUUUCUUCGAUCCUCCAUUUUAUCCGAUGUGCACCCUGCCAAGCUAGCCGAGAGAAACUGUUUUACUUGAGGAGACAGUCGUUAGAACUCAAAACUCCGUAUAGACCUUCUGCAAAAUCGUGUCGAGGUUGUGGAUGGGGGAGGGGGUGUUUCUUUAGGUACCGAAUUCCAAUUAAACAGGGCCUUAGAGAAAAGGGGUGCUGCGUCGGUGGGAAAGUAUAAACGAGGUAAUUUGUUAUGAUCAGAGUUCCGAAGUUUACGUUUCGAGCGUUAGCCCUUCGUUGUCCAUUUUCUCUGACGAAGGGCUAACGCUCGAAACGUCAGCUUUGAAACGCUUUAUCUCGACGGUGGUAAAUUUACGUUACCAAUGCAGUUGAGAAAACCAAAUUACGAACCUUGGAUUAAGUCCUAACUCAGCAACGAGGUCUUGAUAGGGUGUUUGCAAUCCGUGUUGGUUUCUUGGAUUUUUCUCUCUUUCCUGCUCGCCUAACCAACACCAAGAACCGAUGAACAUCUUUUUUUUAACGUAUAAAUCCGCUUUCUAGGAGACAUGUGGUCGGAGAUUGAUCAGGAGGCGAAGAAAGCAGUCGAGAGAGCUCUUCAUGAUAAUCGUAAGUCGUAAGGGCCACAACAGCUAUGCAUCGCAUCCACAAAUACUGUUUCUUUAACCGGUUUGUAACACUUUGUGAUGCAUUCAUUUAUAUCUAUCUCGUUGUUUAUCCAUCCAAAUCUAUCUAUUGACUCACUUAUGUUCAAAUAAAACAUUUGUUUACCUGUUUUUGCCUGAGUAUCAUAGUGCUAGGAGAUUACACAACUUCUCUAAAACGCAGUUCUGACGAAGGCCUAAAACUCGAAGAGUCAGCUUUGAAACUUUUAACGGUGGCCAAUUUACGUUAUCAACUCAGUUGAUAGUACCAUAUUAUUGUUUUUAUAGUUCCCUAUAGUGAUCGUGAAACCAAAACUAUUUGGGAAGAGGUUAUUGAUGGCAUGAUGCCUUGAACAUGUGAAAUGUGUAGACAGUGACCACACAAAGGUAUCUGAUCAUCAUUCUGCUAUAAUUCAUAUUUAGUCUUGUACAUUUGAAUUUUUUUUGUCGAUUCCCUUCUCGCCAGGAAUACUUAUGCUUUCGCUGCUGCAAUUAUCAAUCCUGGCAAAUCCCAAAUGAUUGUCAGUCUUCAAAAUUGAUAGAUCGUAAAACAAGUCCCGUCUUACUUUCACACUAUUGUUGAUUGUUACCGUUCUCUCCUUUUAGUCGCGAAAGUUUUUCUUCAUCGUCUAUAAAAGAAGUUGAGAAACGCUAACCAUUAAUCUUGAUACAAAAGAUGUCUGAACAAGAAAUUUUUCAUGAGCAGCAAAAUAGUUGUGUAUUUUUCUAAUUAAAUAUCAUUGAAUACAUACAUAUAUUGAUAUAUAGAACAUAAACUAAUACUUUUUACCUUUUUAUUAUUUACGACAGGAAGAAAGUUGAGGAAACAUGUAGCUGCAUUACUUAGAUAGGAUACGAGUACUUAUAUAUUCCAUUUUCAGAAGUCUCAUGUGCAUUGGUUAAUCGACUCAUUGCAUUGUAUACGUCCAUUGCAAAAUAAAUUUUAUUCACAAAUUUAUCUAAAAACUUCUUGGUGCUUAAACUGACGUUAAACAUGCUUUUAAGAUAAUUUUCACAUCACAGUGUAACAAGUAGAAACCAAAAAAGCCUCUUUAUUUACGGUCAGCACUUAUAAUUCUUGAUCAUAGUUACUUUUGCACGCAAAUUUCUUUCCCUCUCGUUUGAGCGCAAUUCUACGCUCGUUCAUAUAUCAUGCGUAUGAAAACUGGCCUGAUAUUUUUGGGCCAACAGUCUUUUAUGGUUAUGAACCGACGUAAAAUAUCCAAUAUUUGGAAAGAUUUAUUUAUUAAAAGAGGCGUAAAUUAGUUCAUAUUACAAGCAAUGACCCGGCUAUUGAACUUCAUUCUGACUACAGGAGCGUUUCUUUGAAAAUUUACAAUCAAAUUCUCAACAAGAACUCUGUCUGCCUUCUAUUUAUUAAAUCUGGGUAUGAAUUAAUUGCAAUGUGCUAACAUGAAACACC
Pocillopora meandrina is the source of this 5137-nucleotide messenger RNA. NCBI's taxonomy places the organism in Eukaryota, Metazoa, Cnidaria, Anthozoa, Scleractinia, Pocilloporidae. The record is from the annotation of a GenBank genome assembly.